AUGCGGAAGCACUGCGCUCGCAUCUUGACGCGCAACUUCGUGGUACCGUUCCUGCUCGGUCUCAAGUUCAACCUGGCUACGCUUCUCCCGCUUAUCUUCGGUGGCCUAAUCCUCCUCAGCAAAAAAGCUCUCAUCUUGGGCAAAAUCGCCCUGUUCGUAUCGGGCCUGUUCGGCUACGGUAGCAUUUUUACGCCCGGAAUCGGUUACGGUCUGGGGUAUCCCUCGACGUUCGGCGGCGGUGGACUUGGAGGGUACGGUGGCGGAUUCCACCACAAACCGUUCCGAUAUAGCGAUGCGUUGAGUGAUAAACCGGACUGGGAAAGCCAUCAGCAGCACCACCAUCAUCAUCAUAAACCACAAAGUGAUUCAUUGCAUCAGAGCUAUUACGGCGGGGGCUCGUCAUCUUCGUCGUCAUCGUCGUCGCCAUCGGUGUUAACGCAAGCGGAUGAUGUAGGUGGAGUGAGUGGAGGUUACUAUAAGAAGCAGGACAAGUUCUUGAACUUGGACGAGAGGCUGGAGGCGCAGUCGUCGACGCUGGUGGACAAGUUCUACGACUAUGAGAAGCAGCAGAUGAUGAAGGAUAGAAAUUCUAGGCUGUUUGAGAGAAAGUACUACGAAGCGGAACAGGCAAAGGAGAAGGACGCUGGCAAUGGCAAAGGAAAGGGUACGAAAGGAGAUGGAUACACUUUUGUCACUGUGGAUAACGAGGAGAGGAACGAACGUUCACUGCCAAUGUCAAGCGGAUACAGGAGCUUUGCUUGGAGUGAAAGCCUCAAUGCCUUCUGCAUCUUUCUUGUUCAAUACGGGGCCCCCAAUAGUAGGUACCUACGCUACAACAACUCAUUUGUUUACAUUUUUCCCAUUUCUCCCUUUACCGCGAUUGCGAUGGUUUUCAUGCGUCUCGACAACAGCGUCGUCGCCACCGCCGCGCCGGCCCGAUGCAAUGAUGAUCAUGUGCGAUUCGGUUGCGCAAAACAUGCCUUCUUCACCAUGAAGUGGCUGCUCGUGAUUUCGGUUCUCGCCGUGGCAAGCUCGGUUCGGGUGACGUAUUCGAUGGCCGUUGAUAGCUCCGGAGAAGAAGUGCUGAAUAGAACAAGUUCGGUUUCGAGUUCUGCGGUUGAAAUUGUGUCCAGCUUUCGAAACUGUUUGGCCGAUAUUGGCUUUGUGGACUGUGCGAAGAACGUUCUAGUGCGAGUUCUGAACAAUGCCAUCAACAGCAACGCUGUAGUGAGAGUGACCCGUUAUCUAGUGAUCAGGAAGAAUCCGGACUUUGCUCUGACGGAAGCAGAGGAACGUACUCCGGUAGAUUGGCAUACGAUUAUAAUGAAGAUCCGGGACUUUCUUGAUUCUCGAUCAAUCCAGUUAAGUCUAGUGGCCCCGGAUGGGCGAUCCUUGAUUCCGUUCGGUGCAGAAGCACGGGGCAAGAAGCAUAAGCAUAAACACCAAGGCGGAAUGUAUAUGAUGGGUGGAGUGGCCUUUAUGGCGAUGAUGGCUCAGCUGGUUCUGGGGAAGGUGGCCCUCCUGGCGGCAGUGGCGCUGAUCAUGGCCAAGAUUGCAUUGGUGUUCUCGACGCUGGUAAAUAACCUUGGUUAUCUUUAUGGUUCGAUAAAAUCGUCGCAAAGUCACCGCUGGUGGUAAGCUAGGGGAAGUGCGAACAGAAUCAAUGACGAGUGCUCUUUGGAACUUUCUUUGCAGAAUGGGUUCAAGAAGGCGGCUGCCGCCAGUGGAGGAGGAGAACAUGUGGUUUAUGAACACUCCGGUCACGGAUCAGGCGGAGUAGGAGGAAGCGGCUGGCAGCGAAGUAUUGAACCAAAGCGGCAGACGGGUGGGACGGCCGGUGGUGGAGGACAGUGGGAAGAUGACGAGAGUGUUCCGUACAGGAGAAGACGACCAGAUUACGACUAC
Molecule: messenger RNA, 1905 nt
Organism: Aedes albopictus (Asian tiger mosquito)
Lineage: Eukaryota; Metazoa; Arthropoda; Insecta; Diptera; Culicidae
Exons: 4
Coding region: 1-1638 (545 amino acids)
Cellular component (GO): membrane
Source: RefSeq, a predicted model, not a curated record